GAGGGUACCCAGCCACUCAGAUAGAUAUGGACCAGACUGUCAAAAACCUGAAGUUUUUGUCAAGUGUACAAACAGUCAAACAGAAGGAAAAAUGUACAUACACUCAAGGCCCAGCAAUUUAAAGGAUACUAUAUGGCUUUAUUAUUCCCAAAAUGACACACUAAUAAAAUGUCUGUAAGCCCAAGCCUGUGUUCAAAAAUCAAUUUUUCAAAACUAUUUAGUCAAAAAAAAAAAAAAAAAAAAAAAGCUUUAAUUGAUGAGCCAAAAAACUAUCAAAUGAAUCAUGGCAACAUCUACAGCAUCAUCUCUCUUCCCUUUCUCAGCACCAAUUCAUCAUCAACAGCAUCAAAUUAAUCAGAAAAACAACAUUGUUUCUACUUCCAUCUUCAACAACAAAUCUCAACCACUCAUUUCAUCUCUCACCUUAUCCAAACAUAAACACCUCCAUUAUUCCACUCAAAAACCCAGAAAUUUAAGUGCAUUAUCUGCUGUUUCUUCUGAAGAUGCUGCAGUAAUUCCAUCAGAAACAACCCAGGAAAUAGUCUCUGCUACAACUUCUGGGGAUGAUGGUGUUUCCAUUAUUAUUUCAAUUCUUUUGUUCAUUGCCUUUGUUGCCCUCUCAAUCCUCACCAUUGGAGUUAUAUAUAUUGCAGUGACAGAAUUUCUGACAAAAAGAGAGAGAGAGAAGUUUGAGAAAGAAGAGGAAGCUAAAAAGAGUAAGAAAGUUGGAAAGAAGGGUAAAGUGAAGGCUAGAGCUGGUCCUAGAGGUUUUGGUCAGAAGAAGAUUGAUGAUGAUUUUGAAGAUGAUUAGCUAUAAUAUUUUGUUUCAUUUUGGUUCAUUUUUGCCUAAUUGUAUUGCAUUAGUGGAUGAUUGAAUCAAUAGAAAUUAAUCUCAUUCUCGAGUUCUUGCAAAUUGAUGGUUGGUAACUUGGUAUGUUAUGAUUCUACUAGUCUACUAGACACACUAAUUUUCCCAGAAGUUGUUUGUCACAUACCUACUCAAGAAAUGUUCAGUUUUAUUUUAGGUUGCUUAUGAACAAGAAACUGCUGAAAUUGCUCAUCA
This is a messenger RNA of Chenopodium quinoa (quinoa), 1063 nucleotides long. RefSeq lists its product as uncharacterized. The transcript is spliced from 2 exons. Bases 284 to 811 code for a protein of 175 amino acids. The record is from RefSeq and is a predicted model, not a curated record. NCBI's taxonomy places the organism in Eukaryota, Viridiplantae, Streptophyta, Magnoliopsida, Caryophyllales, Amaranthaceae.